This is a messenger RNA of Solanum tuberosum (potato), 771 nucleotides long. RefSeq lists its product as uncharacterized. The transcript has 2 exons. The record is from RefSeq and is a predicted model, not a curated record. Lineage: Eukaryota; Viridiplantae; Streptophyta; Magnoliopsida; Solanales; Solanaceae. Bases 163 to 501 code for a protein of 112 amino acids.
UAUCUAAUUAUUAUAUUAGUUUUAGACAAAAUAGAUAUGCUUUAAUAUUUUGGUUUCAAAGUACAGACUGUAAAUGGUAGAGGGAGAGGUAUAGGUAGAGGUAGAGGUAUAGGUAGAGGAGCAGGAAUAGGUAGAGGAAGAGGAGUGCCUCAAGAAAGAAAUAUGAAUGAAGGACUGGGUAGAGGAAGAGAAAUGGCUCAACAUAGUCAAACUAGUUCUGAAGUAACCUACAGUGGAAGAGGCCUAGAAAGAGGGAAGAGACCAGUAGAAUAUGAGGACACCAGUGGAGGACAAACAAGACCUUUUAAAAGGCCAAGAAUGGUAGGUGUUGGCAUAUACCAAGCUGAAGAUGGAUUUACAACUCUCAAUCCUGGAUUGCCAAGUAGAAGAGUCAUCAAUACUAGUACUACAGUGACAAAGAGGGCUGAUGUUGUUAGUGGUGAUAUUGGCUACACACCAGUACGUGGAUUCAAAAUGGAAGGGGAAGACAACUAUUACUAGUAGCAACCUAGAAAGAAUGCGGGCUAAAAAGGUUAUCCAAACUAGGUCUGCAGCUGCUGCUACUGCUAACAGCCAAAGCCAAACAACUUCAAGUAGGAAGACUUCUGUGCCAUGGAAGUAGGGCAUUUUGAUGUUGUCUUGUUCAUUUUGACAAACAAAAUUUAAUUAUGUAUAUUUUGGUGCUGUUUUUGGUUGGAAUCAAACUCAACUUUGUGUGUAACCAAGCAAAACUUGAAUGAUUAUGCUGCAAUGAAGUCCUCUUGUUGAUCA